Messenger RNA from Parathielavia appendiculata, 843 nucleotides. RefSeq lists its product as uncharacterized. The transcript has 2 exons. The record is from RefSeq and is a predicted model, not a curated record. Bases 1 to 843 code for a protein of 280 amino acids. Lineage: Eukaryota; Fungi; Ascomycota; Sordariomycetes; Sordariales; Chaetomiaceae.
AUGCCGCCGCAGUACUGGGCCGGCCGUUUUAUGGCGCUGCACGACCGCUUCCACAACGAGCUACUGGAACCAUUCCGUCUCGCCCGAAUCAACAAAGCCCAAAUCGCGAAGCCGUCCCUGCCGCCUCUGACCAGCAAAGCCUCCGCGGCAGCGCAGAACAACCCUUCAACGUCAAUAUAUUCCGUCACUCGCGUUUCUCCGAGCAAGCACAUACCAGGCAGCGACAGAUCAACCACGGAUCAAGACGCUCACUCACGCCAGCCAAGCCGCAUCCCGCAGUCCGCUACGAGCGGCGCCAUCCUGCAGAGGUCUUCCUACAGCAGCAGCGGCAAUAGCAACCAGCCAGACCCCGAAUCACCCUUCUCAACGCAAUCUACUUUAAUCAACGAGCAGCUCGUCACCACAGUUGCCCACAAACAUCCUUUAACGAUUACAAGCAAACUCCCUCCAUCACACCCCUCGCGCCCGCUCCUAACAAGCACCAUAACCUCGAUGACCUUUACGGCCAGUGCCACGACAGACCCCAGAAGAAGCCGCCUCCGGAAUCUGGGGUUAUGCACCGCAACGACAAGUCUGCGCCACAUCGAAGCGACCGAAGCCGAAGCCGAGGGCGGCGACGAGGCACGAGUCCGCCGGGCGCUGGCACACCUUGAGCGAGCAUGUCUGACGGACGCGGCGAGGCUGUCCUUGCGGCAGUGGCGGAUGGCAGUCAGGAUCAACAUGCCGGACAAUAUCAUCAACAACAACAACAAACGGGACAAUAUGAACACGAGCAUUCGCAUCACGGGCAUGGACAUGGACACGAGUUUGGGAGAAGGGGACGCGAGAUGGUCAGACGGCUGA